Messenger RNA from Mastomys coucha (southern multimammate mouse), 1196 nucleotides. RefSeq names its product collagen alpha-2(I) chain-like. The record is from RefSeq and is a predicted model, not a curated record. The transcript has 5 exons. The coding region runs from base 1 to 1107 and encodes 368 amino acids. NCBI's taxonomy places the organism in Eukaryota, Metazoa, Chordata, Mammalia, Rodentia, Muridae.
AUGGGUUCUGGCCAGGCUCCGUUCUGGGCUCGUCAGAAUGGCGCCCUGGCUGGCCCGUGCCCGGAUGUCCGCUGCCUGAGGCUCCGCCCUGUCCCCGUCUUGCAUCCUUCCGGCUCCGUCGUGGAAGGAGGACUGCGCCUCGUCUUCCUGAAGGUGGGGUUCGGGGAAGGCCAGCCCGCGGUCACGCCGGCUGUGGGAAGGGAAAGUGGGCUCCCCGGGCGACUGUUUCCGGGUGCUCGGGGCGUGGGCCGACCGGGGAUCGGACCGGGGAUCAGGAGGGCUUCCGGGAGCGCCGCGGGCGCUCGGCAGGCGGGAGUUGAGGACCAGGCCGGCCGCGCGGUGGACUCGCCCCGCGGAGGCCGCCCCGCGAGCGCGCCUGUGGGGGUUUCCAUGGUGACCGUAAACAAGCCUCAACUGCCUCAGCUACAACUGCCAAGGCCGCCAGCGGGGCUUGCUGGCGCCUGGGCCCGCCGGGCGUGGGGCUCGGACUGCGAGAGGAGGGGUCCGAGGUCGGAGCCAGGCAGAGCCGGCCCACGGAGCCGGGGACCGCGUGGCUGCGGCUUGGGGUCGGGGGGACGGGGACUGAAGCCGGGAGUCGGUUCCACCGGGCCAGGCUCGGAGGCCCGGACCCCAGCCCCGGCGCAGCUCGCACGAAGUCGAGGUGGUGGCGGCCUCGGCCGGGCACUCGGGGCUGAGGCUGGAGCGCUCCUCGCCCACCGCGGGCGGCGCUCUUUCGCCCGUCGGUCCGUCCUCCGGGCAGGCCCGGGCGCUAGUUGUAGUUUUGUGAGAGGAGAGCGGGCGCUCACGUGGCCCGAGGCUCCCCGAGUUUCCCAAGACUGGGCGGGACGACUCCGCCCACCUCCCACGCCUGGCCCGGCCCGAGGCGACCGCCCUGCUUCCUCCUCGUGGCGGCCGGGGAGUGCGGAGCGCAGGUCUGCUUGCGUCCCGGACCCUGGAGGUGGCGUGUUCGCAUUCGGGGGUGCGGAGUCCUUGCUGAGGUUGCGAACAAAAAGAAGAUGCACCUGGACUUUCCCCGGAGCCCUCUGCGUUUUUAAGGCGUCGGGUGGAGUUUGGGUUCGUAAGCCGCGUUCCUUAUUGAAAAAAUAGAAGUCACUUCUACCUUCCUCCCCUGGAAAACUUGUUAUCUUCCAUUAAGUGUUUCCUAAAGAAGGCAUCUGUGGUGGUUCUUUAAGGUA